Molecule: messenger RNA, 705 nt
Organism: Dendrobium catenatum
Lineage: Eukaryota; Viridiplantae; Streptophyta; Magnoliopsida; Asparagales; Orchidaceae
Product: replication protein A 14 kDa subunit
Exons: 2
Coding region: 191-517 (108 amino acids)
Biological process (GO): DNA replication; DNA recombination; DNA repair
Cellular component (GO): nucleus
Molecular function (GO): DNA binding
Source: RefSeq, a predicted model, not a curated record
ACACGUACGGGUACGGAUAAAUUGGCGGUAGAGCGCAUAUAUUUUCCCGCCUUGUGGUUUUCGCGGCGACCUUAAAACCCUACCGAUCCAAAAAUCCCCGUCUCUCAUCUCUUGCAAUCCUUCACUCCCUCUUCCUUCGCAUGCUUUAGGGUUAGCAGAGGACGUUCAGUUCGAUCAUUCUGUAGAAACAAUGGACACGUCAAGUCCUGCGGUGUUCGUGAACGCCGAGCUUCUCAAGAUGCACGUGGGUAAGCGAGUUCGCACUGUGCUCCAAGUCGCGAGGAACGAAGGCGGCGUUAUGAUUGGGCAAUCCACUGACGGGCAGCAGCUGACGGUGAAGGGUGGCGAUCCGAAGGGCUUCCCCCUUUCCCACUACGUCGAAGUUAUAGGCAUCGCCGACGGCAAUCAGUCGAUCCGAGCCGAAAUAUGCACUGAUUUUGGUGAACGAUUUGAUGCUGUCUCUUAUAAUGGGUUAUGCCAACUUGCCAAUGGGAAAUACAAGAACCUCUUCCUUUGAUGAUGGUAACUUCUGUUAGAGAUGUUUUUAGCCUCCUGAUAUGUACAUGGAGUUUGCUUUUGUUCAAUUCUAUUUAGACAUUUUCUCAUUGAACCUCUUGAAUGUUAUAUCUAGGAUAUAUGGUAAUGUAUUUGAUUGUAAUGCACUGACUUAUAUCACUGAGCUGCUUUGAUUCUCUCUAUACUGUG